Ostreococcus tauri is the source of this 1071-nucleotide messenger RNA. Its product is annotated as Mitochondrial substrate/solute carrier. Gene Ontology annotation, molecular function: transmembrane transporter activity. NCBI's taxonomy places the organism in Eukaryota, Viridiplantae, Chlorophyta, Mamiellophyceae, Mamiellales, Bathycoccaceae. The transcript has a single exon. The record is from RefSeq and is a predicted model, not a curated record. The coding region runs from base 1 to 1071 and encodes 356 amino acids. Gene Ontology annotation, biological process: transport.
AUGCCGGACGGUCCCGGCGUCGCGGAUGUGCGAGACGCCGUCGAGGCGGUGGCGCCGCGUGAGACCACGGCGCGGCGUGCGCUCCAUCGCGCGCACGGGGCCUGGAUGGGUGGGAUGACGACGCGGACGACGACCUGGGUGAAUUCGAGCGGUGCGUCGAGGGCGUACGUCGCGCACAGCGCGAGUGAGGGUACGGCGACGAUGCGGUUCGCCAAGGAUGUGUUCGCGGGGACGUGCGGGGGGAUCACGGUGACGCUUCUGGGACACCCGUUCGACACGGUGAAGGUGCUGCUGCAGACGCAGAGCAGUAAGAAUCCGGUGUACAGCGGCGCGGUGGACGCGGCGUCCAAGGUGAUCAAGCAAGAGGGGUUUAAGGGGUUGUACCGUGGUGUGACGUCACCGUUGGCGGGACAGAUGUUCUUCCGAGCGACGCUGUUCUUUUCCUACGCGCGGGCGAAGGAGUUCGUCGGGGUGUCGCCGGAUGACCCGCUGAGCUACGCGAAGGCGGGCGCGAUGGCGUGGAUGGCUGGAACGUUCUUCGAGUCCCCGAUCGAUUUGUACAAGUCGCAGUGGCAGUGUCAGCUCAUCAAGGCGAAGGCUGAUCCCAAGUACGUUUCGCCGUACAAUAGCGUGGUGGACGUCGUGAAGGAGUCGAUUAAGCACAACGGCAUUCGCGGGCCGUAUCAAGCGUUCGGCGCGACGCUGACGCGGAACCUCCCGGCGGGGGCGGUGUACUUCGGCGUGUUCGAGAACGUGAAGAAUCAGUUUGCCGCGAUGAACGCCGAUGGGAAGGCCACGAACGCUCAGAUUGUUCUAUCGGGCGGCAUUGGCGGAUUCUUUUACUGGUCGCUCUUCUAUCCCAUCGACGUCGUCAAGAGCGCGUUGAUGACGGAUGCGGUGAACCCAGCGCAGCGCAAGUUUAGCGGCUUCUUCGAUGCCGCAGGCAAGUUAUACGCCUCCGGCGGUGUUCGAGCCUUCUACAGAGGUCUCGUUCCGUGUCUCCUGCGCGCGUCUCCGGCCAACGCCGGCAUGCUCUUCACCGUGGACUACGUUCGACGAUUGAUAGACUAG